Messenger RNA from Peronospora matthiolae, 2148 nucleotides. NCBI's taxonomy places the organism in Eukaryota, Oomycota, Peronosporomycetes, Peronosporales, Peronosporaceae. The record is from the annotation of a GenBank genome assembly.
AUGGAGAUAGCGGAAAGUGGCAAUGUCAUGCAUCACUGUAAUGAAGUCCUCAACUACAGAGCGAAGAUCAGCGGCAUCGGCGCCAAGAUGGAGGACGAGGACGUGGCGAUCUGCUUGUUGCGCAGCCUCCCCAAGAGCUACGAGAACGUCGUUCUCAACUUGGAGAUGAGCAGCGCGGAACUGCGAUCGCGAGACGUCGUGAGAGUGCUCACGAAUGAGCACAUCAAGAGGCAAGGUGACAAGACGACAUCGGUGAAGACUGAAGACGCGGCAAAGGCGUUCAGUACCGAGCGUGAACCUCGCCAGUGUGCAUACUGCGGAAAAUUGGGGCACACGGCGGAGCGGUGCUGGACCAAGCAGAAGGACGAAAAUCAAGGUGGAGCUCGACGCGGCGGCAACAAUGCUCGUGGACGCGGAGCCAACAACGUUCAGUGGCGAACCAAUAGCAACUACGACGACAACUACGAUCGAGUUGCGUUCGCGGUUUCACUGGAGGCUGGACUUUCGACGGGCAAGAAUAUGCCAGGGAUGUGGGCAGUCGACAGCGGUGCGACGCAUUACAUCUGCAACGACAAGGCCAAGUUUGCAAGCCUGAAUGAGCGAGAGGAAGGCGAACUAUCAGUGGCUGAUGGCAGCAAGGCUGCGAUCAAGGGUGUGGGAACCAUCAUGGAACGGGCGGUUCUGCCCAAUGGUGACGAACGCGACAUCGAGAUCAAGGACGCACUGUUCGUACCAAGUAUGAGCAAGAAUCUGCUUUCGGUGCCACAGAUCAACAAGGGUGGCAGGUUCCAAGUCGUGUUCGAUGGGUCCAAGAUGCAAGUGAAGCGCAAGAAUUCCACACAAGUCGUGGCAACAGCGGAUCUCGUCGAUGGACUUUACUGGCUGCGGACUCCUCAACGAUCGGCAAAUGCAGCAACACGCAAUGGGACUAUCGACUUGCAUGCGCGCAUGGGUCAUGCACCCCUCGAAGUUCUGCACAAGAUGGUGGCCACCGGCAUGAUCAAGGACACCAAGGCACCUCUCAACUCGACUGGUCCAAGUGUGUGUCGCGGUUGCCAGCAAGGAAAGAUGGUCCAAAAACCAUUCCCAACCAGCCGUGACAAACGCCAAUAUGGUGUGUUCGAGUUGCUGCACUUCGACAUCUGCGGGCCAAUGGAACAAGUCUCGAUCGGCGGCAGCAGAUACUUACUUCUUGUGGUUGGCGAAGCCAGCGGUUACAUGAAGGGCUUCUGUCUGCAGUCCAAGUCUGAGAGCGAAGACUGUAUCAAGAACCACAUUAUCAAGAUUCAGACUCAGUUCGGCACGAAGAUCAAGUUUGUUCGGCACGAUGGAGCGCAUGAGUUUGCGACCAACUCGAUCAAGACCUUCUACGAAGAUGGUAUCGAACAACAGAUCACGGUGCCGUAUGCACACCAGACCAACGGCACCGCAGAACGCGCGAUAAGGACCAUCGUCACGAUCGGACGCAGCUUGUUGCAUCAUGCAAAGCUGGAGAAGUGUUUCUGGGCUGAAGCGGCAAUAACGGCGAUCUACAUCAAGAACCGCCUGCCUUCACCCAAGAUCGACCACAAGACUCCGUUCGAGAUCGUGUACAAGUCGAAACCAAGUGUCAAGCACAUGCGCGUGUUUGGAUGUCGGGCGUUUAUCCUGACACCAAGGGAGAAGCGAUUGAAGUGGGACCCAAAGGCUCGUGAAGGGAUGUUCAUGGGCUACGAAGAAGCGUCAAAAGCUUAUCGAGUGUACGACAUUGAGGCGGGCCAAGUGGUGAUCAGUCGUGACAUCACCUUCGACGAAUCGACUUUUGACUUUUCGAUGGACCGACCAAGUGACGAUGAUGAAGAUGCGGAGUUGGACCUCGACCUCCUGGCGAUCAACGAGGAUGACGUGCGCAAACCGUCUACAAGCAGACUGGCAAGCGCAAGAGUGAAGCAAGACCCGGCAUGUCACGUUCAGCUCGCCCUCGAACUGGGUUGGAACAAGCAAGUGCGCCGGAACACGUCUCCAACCGUCACCAGAAACGACGAUCAAGUGCUCCAGAAACAAUGUCUGAUGACGAAGAAGAUGCAAGCGUCUACGAUCAAGAUGACGACUCGACGCCUCCAACAUUAUGGCGUGCAAGUGCAAACGCAGUGGAAGCAACGGACCUAG